Messenger RNA from Coccomyxa subellipsoidea C-169, 708 nucleotides. Its product is annotated as SKI-domain-containing protein. The record is from RefSeq and is a predicted model, not a curated record. Lineage: Eukaryota; Viridiplantae; Chlorophyta; Trebouxiophyceae; Coccomyxaceae. The transcript has 5 exons. The coding region runs from base 1 to 708 and encodes 235 amino acids. Gene Ontology annotation, cellular component: cytosol.
AUGAAGUAUGUACGUGGAGAUGCGCGUCACUUGAAUCACUGCGUGAAGCUCCGUGUUGUCUAUAGAUUUUUGGCCAAGGCUCUUGCAGCAGAGGUGAUGGAGCUGCUCGAGGGCACCAGCUUGUAUCUUGUGGGCAUGAUGGGCAGCGGGAAGAGCACGGUGGGAAAAAUACUUGCGAGCGCGCUCAAAUACCCGUACCUGGACUGCGACACGCUCAUAGAGAAGAUGGCCGGCUGCUCAGUGGCAGAGAUAUUUUCUGAGGAGGGCGAGGAGUCCUUCAGGGAACUGGAGAGCCAAGUUCUUCAUGAGCUGAUGCCCUUCAAGGCAGUGGUGGUGUCGACUGGGGGAGGGGUGGUUGUCAGCAAGCAGAACUGGGGCUACAUGCAGCACGGCGUAGUCAUCUGGCUGACUGGACCUCCAGAGCUGCUCAGCCGACGAGCGCUGCGAGACGGGACCCAGUCACGACCGCUGCUCAGCCAGAGCUCUGCCGGAUCCGAUGAGGGGGAUGACGAGUAUGCAGCGACAGUGGCGAAGCUUCAGGACAUUCUGGACAAGAGGCGGCACAUGUACGAGCAGGCAGACCUGCACAUUCCCCUGGAAAUAUCCCCAACAGACCCAGGCGACUGCGGCGCCACCCCGGCAGUUGUCUCCUACAGGUGCUGGCGCUUGCUGUGUUUGCCUCUCUCUAAAACCCCUAGCACCCUGUGA